Plasmodium malariae is the source of this 4491-nucleotide messenger RNA. RefSeq names its product ABC transporter F family member 1, putative (gene ABCF1). Gene Ontology annotation, cellular component: ATP-binding cassette (ABC) transporter complex. The transcript has a single exon. NCBI's taxonomy places the organism in Eukaryota, Apicomplexa, Aconoidasida, Haemosporida, Plasmodiidae. The coding region runs from base 1 to 4491 and encodes 1496 amino acids. Gene Ontology annotation, molecular function: ATP binding; ATPase-coupled transmembrane transporter activity; ATP hydrolysis activity. The record is from RefSeq and is a predicted model, not a curated record.
AUGUAUGUUGAACUAUGCUCAUACUUUAUGAUAUGUAUGUACAUAUUGUUUACUACAGGCCUACAAAUUAAAAAAAAAGGUCAUAGCUUUAUAAGUAAUAUACAGUUUAAUAAUAUUGUGCACGAACAAAAUAUAAAUCAUUUGAAAAAAAAGCAAAAAAAUAAAGAAAAAUAUUUAGCAUAUUGGUCAGAAGGAAAAAGAGAUCACACACAAUUUAAGAAGCAUAAUAGGUGUAUAGAACAAAAUGGGGAGGCUGUAUGUGAUAAUGACAAAGGAGACCAUUUUAGUGGUACGAAACUAGAGGAAGGGGAGUGGGAAGACCAUGUGGAUGCACCGUUGGACAACGACCAUGUGGACGCACGGCUUGCGAACGAACAGUGUUCAGGUAAGAGAUUAGAAUUAUACGAGAAACUAUUUAAUGUUGAAGAGAAUAGUGAAUACACAGUGUUGUCACCCAAGUAUAAUAUGAAUAUAUACAACAUACUAGAAAAGAAUUACGAUGAGAAAGAAAAUAAUAAAAAAAUUAUUUUAAAAAUAAAUAAUUUAAAUUACGAAAUUGAUAACAAAAAGAUUAUAAGCAAUUUAAAUUUUGAGUUAAAUAAAUCGGAGUGUGUUGGUCUGAUAGGUAAUAAUGGAUGUGGUAAAACGACCCUAUUAAAUUUAAUUUUUGAAAAUGCAGAUAAUAGAUCUAAAAAUAUAAUUAUUCUAAAUAACCAAUUUAAAAAAGAAAAUGUUGAAGAUGUAAUACUUAAUGAAGAUAAUAUAUGUUCUCUAAUCAAAAAAAAUAAUUUUACAGUUCUCUAUAAAAUAUUGUCUUACAUGGCAAAUAACUCAUUAAAUUUAAGCUCUUUACCAACUUUAAUUAAAAAUUUGAAAAAUUUAGACCUUGGUCAGCUAGAUAAAAAUUGGUUAAAAAAUAAUAAUCAGCUGUUUUUCAAAAAUGAAGUUUUUUAUUUUAAACAGAAUAUACAUCUAUUACAAAAUAAUGAUCUAACUGUAUUUGAAAAGGUUCUAAAUUUUUAUCAACGUACGUUACAAAUGUAUGAAGUGCUUAUGUAUAUUGAAAGAAGUAUUAGUAUAUAUAAUAACGAUAAGAGAAUGUCUCAAAGGAAUGGGAAGGAGGAGGUAGAUAUGUCCACAAUGAGUGAAGGAGUCUCAUCUAAUAGGGAGGGGAAAAAUAAGGUAGAAAGGAACGACAGUAAAAGUAAUGAAACAAAUGGUUCGAGCAGCGUUAGCACUGAUAACUUCAGUAGUAAUAGUAGUAAUAGUAAUAGUAAUAGCAGUAGUAAUAGUAGUAAUAGUAGUAAUAGUAGUAAUAGUAAUAGUAAUAGUAAUAGCAGUAGUAAUAGCAGUAAUAGUAGUAAUAUUAGUAAUAGUAAUAGUAAUAGCAGUAGCGCAACUUGCAAUAGUAGUGACAAAGAAAAAGGAAGAAACAACUCCAACCCGUCAGACAGAAGUAAUGGUAAGUUAGACCACUACAAUUGUUCAACAACAAAUUUGGAAAAAUCUAGUGAUACAAACAAUGGUAAAUUCACUCUGUGUAAUGGUAAAAACGAAAUGAAGCUGUCAAAAGAAGAGCAAUAUUUUAUCAAUUCGAAAUAUUUUGACUGCGUUUUGAAAUUAUAUAUGCAUGAAAAAGAACAUGUUUUUAAAGAAAUAAAUAAUAUAAAAAUGAAUUUUAAUAAAUAUGUAAAUAUUCUAAAUUUAAAAAAUUUUGUACAUGUGAAAAUGUGCCAUCUAAGCAAUGGUUAUAUUAUACGUGUCUAUUUACUGCUGCUACUGCUAAGCAAUUCCAAAUUGUUGUUAAUAGAUGAAAUAAAUAAUAACUUAGAUAUAUUCAAUAUAUUUUUUAUAAUGAAUAUAUUUAAAUACGCUUUGAAAUAUAAACAGAUAGGAAUUAUUUUAGCUAGCCACGAUUUUUUUCUAGUUAGCAAAUUGUGUAGCAGUAUAUUAGACUUUAAUAAAAUAUACGGAUAUGAUAUGGAUUUGAACAAUAUGGCUCUACUCAAAAAAAUUAGCAAAGGUAGUAACACGCAUAGAGGUCUAGUGGAUGAUACGGGUGGUAACUAUGGCAUUGAUGCAUCUUAUAAUGAAGUUUAUAAUGUACAUAACGCGCAUAAUUCGCGUAAGUCGAAAACACAGGGUGGAAGCGGCGUAGGGCAUAGUAAAGCGCAUAUCACCAAUUUAACCUACUUCAAGGGGAAUUAUGUGCAAUAUUUAAAUAAUAUGAAAAUUCUGUUUGAUAACAAGAGAAAGAAAAAGGAAGAGCUGAAAAAAAUACUAGACCAACUAAGUGCUAACAUAUCUAAAGCGAAAAAAAAAAAUAAAAACGAAUUUAUGCAACAGUCAUUAAAAAAAAAAGAGGAAGAAUUAAAAUUAUAUCAAAAUAUUUAUGACAAUUUUUUUGAUAGUAAAUUAAAUUAUCAAUAUAUGUACUACAACCUUAUUUAUAGUAAUAAAAAUAAAAACAAAAAUAUUACGAAUUUAGUUUGUGCUAACCAUACGAAGGAAAAUUCAAGUUACUCUUUACAUAAGAAAGAUCGAAUGAGCGUGCAAAGGAACGUACAAGUAGAAACGUCUAUGGAUGGGGAAAAUACAAAUGCGCGUAACACAAACGAUGUUUUUAACAAUUCCCUUCAGUUUAUGAAAGAAGUUCUUCACACAAACAAUCCACUAAAUGAAGGAACAGUCAGUAUGGGAGCUAGUCACAUAGCGGAAGACGAGUAUCGUAACAGAUACAAGAAUGACGAAGCUACCCGGUCUUCAUCGCAGUUGACACGAUUAACUCGAUUUGCUGGAGGAGAUAGCAAAGGAAUGACGGAUGAAGAUAAAAUAAAAUAUAACGAAAGAGUGGAGGUCGAAAAGAUGGAGCAUUCAGAGGAGCAGGCUGUGGAUGAUGAAGAAGACAUAAAGUCUUUCAUGUAUGGAAAAAUGAACGAUGUGGAAGGGAAUAUGAACAAAAACAUUUUAAUAGACAUGAGCAGGAAAAUAAAAAACAGCGAACUUAUAGAAACAGGGGAAAAGUACGGUACGAAUAAUGUAACUCUGUACGACUUCAAUAACUUCUCUUUUUAUUUUUUAAAUAAAAAAAAUAAAAAAAAAAAAUAUAUAUUUAAAAAUAUGAGUUUAAGUAUUAAUAGUGGUGAGAAUGUUUUAUUGUUAGGAAAAAAUGGCAUAGGAAAGUCAACAUUUUUUAAAAUAUUAACAAAUGAAUAUAAUUUAGUAGUUAAUGAAAAUAAAGAUAAUUUUGAAGAUGUGUGGGGGAAAAAAAAAAAAAAAAAAAAAAGUUUAUAUGCAUAUGGGGAUGAUAAUGACAAUGAUAUGGAGGAAGAAAAAAAAGAUAUUUCAACAGAAAUUAUGGAGCAAAAUAAAAUGGCAUAUUUUGAAGGUACCAUAAACUGCAAUUUUAACAAUGUACUGUUAACAUAUUUCGAACAAAAUAUGAUAAAAAAAUUAAAUUUAGAGAUUAACGAUUAUUUUAAAUAUAUAAUUGAGAGGGUCCGUUAUCAACCCAUUAAUUUUUAUGACCAAUGCGAAACAGAGGACCUAUUUAAUGAGCACUUUUUUUUUUACGUUUUAAAUAAAACUAAACCAUUUUGUAAUGAUGUAAUAACAAAUAAUAUUGAGGAGAAAAUUAAAGCAUUGUUAAAAAUUUUUUAUAUCGACAGUAGUACAUCGAUAAAGGAAAAAAGCGGUGGAGAGAAAGUUCGAAUAUUGUUCUUGUCUUUAUUUUUAAAAAAAUCAAAUCUGUUAUUAUUGGAUGAAAUAAAUAAUAAUUUAGACAUAUAUUUGAAAAAUCUUUUGUUACAUUUUUUAAAUUUUAUAUAUGAAGGAAAUUAUAUAUUAACAACACAUGAUUUUUAUAUCAUAAAAAACUUGACAAAUGUUCAUAAAAUUAUUUAUAUUUUUGAUUAUCUGCAUACUUUUACUUUUUAUAAUGUUCAGGAUUUUAUCUACAAUUUCUACAAUUUUAUUUUGACCUCAUUUAAUAUUUUAAAAUAUGAACAAUUAGUAGACGCAAACAAGAAGGAAAAUGAAAAAAAUCGUCAGAAGGGUGCAUUCAUUGUGAACAGCAGGGUGAGAAAUAAGAGCACAAUACAUCCUGAACAGCUAUUCGAUUCCUCUAGACAAACAAUUAACAAUAAUAAUGGUAAUAGUAAUAAUAACGAAAUUAGCUGUACUGCGAAAUACAAUACCGAUUUUUUAUCAAAUUUUUAUGAAAAGAAUGCAAAUUUCAGUAUGCAGAGUAUAGAUCAAUAUGUCAAUCGAGAUAAUUAUGAACAACACCUCUACGAUAGUUAUGACUAUGAAAUAUUGAAAUUUUUAAAAGCACAAUAUGAUAAAGAUAGAAAUGAGAGAAACAGUUAUGAACAAAUUAACAACGUUCAGGAAGAAAUUUUCGAACAACCAAAAGCUAAUAAGAAAAAUUUUGGCGGUAAAGGGUCCUCAGGAAAAAUAAAAAUUAAAAAUUGGAAAAGGUGGAGAAAGUGA